Messenger RNA from Tarenaya hassleriana, 2003 nucleotides. Its product is annotated as probable pectinesterase/pectinesterase inhibitor 46. Gene Ontology annotation, biological process: cell wall modification. Gene Ontology annotation, molecular function: pectinesterase activity; pectinesterase inhibitor activity. The transcript is spliced from 2 exons. Lineage: Eukaryota; Viridiplantae; Streptophyta; Magnoliopsida; Brassicales; Cleomaceae. The record is from RefSeq and is a predicted model, not a curated record. The coding region runs from base 66 to 1796 and encodes 576 amino acids.
UAACCGAAUAAUUCACUUUUUUUAAUCUUUUUUUGAAAAGAAAAACGUAGGAGAGAAUUACGAAAAUGUCCUCCUACGGCAAACUCGACGAGGCGGAGCAGGCGAGGCUCGUGGCUCGCCGGAGAACGAGGAAGAGAAUCGCUAUCAUUGCCAUAUCCUCCAUCGUCCUCGCCUGCGUUGUAAUCGGAGCCGUCGUCGGAACCACCACUCACGCCGCAAAAAACUCACGGCAGAACGACGCCGGCGCCGGCGACGGAGGCUCCAUCUCCGCCUCCGUCAAGGCCGUCUGCGAUGUCACUCUCUACAAAGACACGUGUUACAAAUCCAUUGGCUCCUCCCCCAACGCCACGAAUCUCUCCCCCGAACAGCUGUUCAAGCUCGCCGUCAAAAUCACCCUGGAAGAGCUCUCCAAGUCCGCCGCCAAAUUUUCCAACGGUGGCGGAGUAAACGGCGGGAACGUGACGGAGGCGGCGAUGGGGGCGUGCAAGGAGCUUAUAGAGCUAGCGGUAGAGCAUCUCAACGAGACGAUGACGUCACUCGGCGGGAAGGUGACGUCGUUGCCGGAGCUGGCGGAUGAUCUCAGGACAUGGCUCAGCUCCGUCGAGACGUACCAAGAAACAUGCGUCGAAGCACUGGAAGAUGCCAUGACGAAGAACAACGAGAACGUAGAUUUGAAGACGUACGGAGAAACUCAUCUCAAGAACUCGACGGAGAUGACGAGCAAUGCCUUGGCGAUCAUAACGUGGCUCACGAAAAUCGCCGACUCCAUCAAUCUCCGUCGCCGUCUGUUAUCUUCGUCCGGAUUCGGAGUUGACGAAACGUUUCUUGGACGGAGAUUGUUACAGGGAACAGAUUUGAAGAAGAUGGCGAAUAUCGUGGUGGCAAAAGACGGGUCGGGGAAGUACAAGACGAUUAGUCGGGCGUUAGAGGAUGUGCCUGAGAAUAGCGAUAGGAGGACGAUCAUAUACGUGAAGAAGGGAGUGUAUGUGGAGAACGUUAGGGUCGAGAAGAGUAAGUGGAACGUCGUGAUGGUCGGAGACGGACAGGACAAGACCAUUGUGUCGUUCGGACUCAACUUUGUCGAUGGAACUCCGACGUUUCAGACCGCUACGUUCGCUGUGUUCGGGAAGGGCUUCAUGGCUCGGGACAUGGGCUUCCGCAACACCGCCGGACCAGCCAAGCACCAGGCCGUGGCCCUGAUGGUAUCGGCGGGCCUAGCCGUCUUCUAUCGAUGCACCAUGGACGCAUUCCAGGACACACUCUACGCCCACGCCCAACGCCAGUUCUACCGUGAAUGCUCCAUCCUCGGAACAGUCGAUUUCAUAUUCGGAAACUCGGCCGUGGUCUUCCAGAACUGCACCAUCCUUCCCCGACGGCCCAUGACAGGCCAACAGAACACAAUAACGGCGCAGGGACGAACCGAUCCUAACCAGAACACCGGAAUCUCGAUCCACAAAUGCAACAUCUUGCCUUUGGGCAACCUCUCUGGUGUCCAAACGUUCCUUGGUCGGCCUUGGAAGAACUUUUCUACGACGGUGAUCAUGAGAUCGUUCAUGGACGGAUUCGUUGAUCCGAAAGGGUGGUUGCCGUGGGUCGGAGACUCGGCACCCGACACGAUCUUUUACGCCGAGCAUGAGAAUUUCGGACCAGGAGCUUCGACCAAGAAUAGGGUUAAGUGGAAGGGUUUGAGGACUUUCUUGACGAAGAAGGAAGCUAACAAGUUCACCGUGAAACCCUUCAUCAACGGCAACAAAUGGUUGCCGGCCACCGGAGUUCCGUUCAAAUCCGACCUUUGAGUUUUCUUUUUUAAUUUCUUUAUUUCAUUGAAUUCUAUUACAAGGGCUGGUCGGAAAAUUUGAUGUCUAGCCGCCAUUUUGUUUUUGUAACGAACUCACACGUCUCUCUUCUGAUUUUAUAAUUCUGUCGGUUCUUUGUUUUCGUGUGGUUAUGUUGUAAAACUUCUCAAAAGGUUCUUCUCUUCAUCUGUCACUUUUUUUAUGAUA